AUCCCAUUUUUUACAAAAUGAAAGUAACUUUAUCAACCUGUAUAAACUUUACAAUAAAAAUUAGUCUUAUAUCCUACAAUUAAACCUUAAUGCAUGUAAAAGGAAAGGGAAGAGUCAAUAGUUUAUAAACUUAUUUUGUAGUAGUUUUGCAAAGCAGCGUUAUUGUGAAAAGUCAUGUGGAAAGCCAGUCCAAGGUGUGUCAGUGGCGCUGCCGUCAGUAAACUUCUACAGUGUACAAUUUCCGACAAACCAAGUAAUGAUUACGAUUUCUGUGAAUGGCUGUGGACAGAAACAAAAGACACCAGGAUGAAAGCAUUAAACACCAACUUUGUUCAAGGCGUUAAAAAUGGAAUGCUCCAUCCAACGUCUUUUGGGGCUUACACAGUGCAAGAUGCAGUGUAUUGCCAAAAAGCACAGGAAUCUCUUUCAGUGGCUGCAAAACGAGAAGAAAUGGGUCCAUUAAAAAUAUUUCUAGAACAUGAAUCGACUGAUUACAAAAGCUAUUACGAAGAAUUAUUUGACAAAUGGCACAUAAGAGAUGGAACAGCCAUCGAUUUGGGAAAAGAAUGUCAAGAAUAUGUUGAUACUGUGGCGGAUGUGGCAUCUAACGAUGAUGCGUAUUACAUGUUAGUGGCAUUAAUUCCAUGCGGACGUUUAUGGCCAUGGCUUGGACAACAGUUGACUGAAGCUAAGCAUGAUUUUGGAGCAUAUACUGACUGGGUCAAUGCGAAUUUUAAUCCCUCUUCUGACGGAUAUAAGAAGUUGGAAGUCCGUGUGAAUGCUGCUUUCUCGAAGCAGGAAAUAGAUGAAAAGAAAGCUCUGGGUAUAUAUUCCAAAUGCAUGAAUGGAGAAGCUAGCUUUUUUGGAUCAGUACCGAUAUAAAGACAUUCAGCUUUGUUGUUUUUCAUUCAGAUUAGAUGAUAAGAAAUAAAAAAAGAAAUUGUAAAUUAAAUCAAAUUUAAAUAAAGGUGAAAUAUAA
This is a messenger RNA of Mytilus trossulus (common blue mussel), 979 nucleotides long. RefSeq names its product thiamine biosynthesis multifunctional protein ThiED-like. The transcript is spliced from 5 exons. Gene Ontology annotation, cellular component: cytosol. The coding region runs from base 175 to 882 and encodes 235 amino acids. The record is from RefSeq and is a predicted model, not a curated record. NCBI's taxonomy places the organism in Eukaryota, Metazoa, Mollusca, Bivalvia, Mytilida, Mytilidae.